Tripterygium wilfordii is the source of this 1641-nucleotide messenger RNA. RefSeq lists its product as uncharacterized. The record is from RefSeq and is a predicted model, not a curated record. Gene Ontology annotation, molecular function: protein binding. The transcript has 13 exons. Lineage: Eukaryota; Viridiplantae; Streptophyta; Magnoliopsida; Celastrales; Celastraceae. The coding region runs from base 220 to 1302 and encodes 360 amino acids.
AAUAAAAAAAAAAAAAAAAAAGGAGUUUGGAAACCUAAAAAGAGUUCAAAUUGCCCUGGAGAGCGUGUAGAGGCGCGACCAUUGCCUUCUGAAAGCAGUAUUGCAGCCAAAAGUCGUUCAAAAUGAAGAUAAGACGCCAAUACUGAAUCCACAAAAACCACCGCUGCCGGUUCCCUCCAUUCACAAGGAGUCCUAACAGUAGCAGAGGAAGAAGAGUGAAUGGGGUUGGAGCCGAGAAGUCUACGCAAGGCUGUGGUGCCGUCCUCUCUUAUUCAGAAUCCCUCGCCGGGCAAUUUACAGUCCACUCGCCUAGCUCUAUAUGUCGAUGAGGACGCCUCUUGUUGUUGGGUCUUUAUUGCCUCCGGUUGCCACAUCUACAAGCUCCAGGUUCCACUGCAAGAUUCUUCGAUAAGCAAAGGGAAGGAAAGUCUCCUAAUUCCUGAACAGACGGAGAUUUUGCAGUCUUCUGUACUUAACCGUUGCCCUCAUCUUUCAGAAAUUCAGAGCAUAGCACUCUCUGAAAUUGAGGGCACUGGUUACUUGGUCUUGGGAAGUGUGGAUUCCUAUGGUCACCUUAUUGUCUCUAAACUAGAUACUAGUUGUAAAGAUGUUGACAGGCUUACAUAUUCAGUUUUGCCUCUGGAUAGUGGUGUUGGAGAAGGUAGCUGGGCAGGGCUUUGCUUUAGUUCAAGUCAGUGGUCCAUGGCAGCUGUAGCACGUAGCUUCUGCAAAAGCAUAGAUGUUUAUGAUCAAGAUAUCCAGCUUCGAACUUUACAUUCACUGUGGUAUCCAUCAUCAUUGAACUUUUUAGAGAAUUCAGCUUAUGCGAAUGAAAAUUCAAUUUUGGCCAUCGCAGAAGGCUGCCAGUUGACAAUAUGGGACCUGAGAAUGAAAGAAAACGGUGGUUGCAUACACCGAAUUUGUGGUUCUGUUGGGGAUAUUUUCUAUGCUGUCAGCAGUUCAUCAACUGGUAAUGUGGCAGCGGGUGGUGCUGAUCGUACUGUUACAAUUUAUGAUCCUCGCAGAUGGGCUGCACUAUCAAGAUGGACAAAUUGUUCAAAGUAUGAGAUAACCGGACUUGCUUUCUCUUCGAUUGACUCUGAUUACAUCUAUGUACAGGGACUUGAUUAUGAGGUUUUUUGUGGACAGUGGAAAGAAGGCAAUAAGGUGUUUUCAUUUAGAGGAGACUCAAACUGGCUUGGGUUCAGCAAGUGCUCCAAUCGGGAUGUUGUGGGUGGAUGGUGUGAUUCGGGAAGUGUCUUUGUGGCUGACAUUGUUGCUAGAGAGAGCGAAAUUUGCUGAUGCAUUCCGUCACUGGUGAUUCUGCUGCUUUCUUACCUAUCUCGUUAGCUUCUGCAUUUUUCUCAUGGGGUACACUUUUUGUGUAGUUUUUCAUGCUAUCACUUUCUAUUUGCCAACAAAGAAAAUAGAGCAUGGAGGACAGAUGGCAAUGACUUGGGAGUUAUGACAAACUGUUGCUAUAAAACUCUCAAAACUUUGACUUCAUUUGGUAGCUUAUAUUUGGAAAAAAAAAAAGUUAACUUAUAAGUUGUCAACUGUCUCUGGUGAUGUUAAUUGCAAUAAGUGUAUGAAAAGCAUAUAUUAUCCGAUAAGUUCCCAUGAGGAGCUUAUUUUAUACUA